CGCGCAUGCGCCGGCUCCGUCGCCAUAGCAACCCGCUGGCCCCGGGCUCCCGGGGGCGGGGCCGCCUGUACGUUAGUGGGUCACGCGCAUCCCUCUUCUUUAGCAAGAUGGCGGCCGGGCCCUCCGCCUCGUACCCAGCAUAGGCUCCGCUGUGGGCCUACUAGAGCAAAAGCUGGCAGGCUGACAAACGGGCAGCUUACAGGACGGACUCUCUGGCUACUGACCAUUUAGCUGUGGCAUACCCGGAUUGUGUGUGGGUGGGAAGUCGACAAUGAGCUCCGUGGCAGUUUUGACCCAGGAGAGCUUCGCUGAACACCGCAGCGGCCUGGCUCAGCAGCAGGUGAAAGUUACAGCUUUAAACUCUGAAGAAGAGAAUGAUCCUCCAACCUACAAGGAAGCCUUCCCUCCGCUCCCUGAGAAAGCACCAUGUCUGGAAGCUGCCCAGGAACCUGCUGGGCCCUGGUGCAAAAUCCGACCAAUAAAGGCUUCUGUCAUCACUCAGGUGUUUCAUGUGCCACUGGAGGAGAGGAAAUACAAGGACAUGAAUCAAUUUGGAGAAGGCGAGCAGGCCAAGAUCUGCCUUGACAUCAUGCAGAAGACUGGAGCUCACCUGGAGCUGUCUCUUGCCAAGGACCAGGGCCUUUCAAUCAUGGUCUCUGGCAAGCUGGAAGCAGUCAUGAAGGCUCGGAAGGAGAUUGUUGCUCGGCUGCAGACUCAGGCUUCAGCGACAGUUGCCAUCCCCAAGGAGCACCACAGAUUUGUCAUUGGAAAGAAUGGUGAGAAGCUGCAGGACCUGGAGCUCAAAACUGCAACAAAAAUCCAGAUCCCCCGCCCAGAUGACCCCAGCAACCAGAUCAAGAUCACCGGCACUAAGGAAGGAAUUGAGAAGGCCCGACACGAGAUCCUGCUUAUCUCUGCUGAGCAGGAUAAGCGUGCCGUGGAGCGGCUGGACGUGGAGAAGGUCUAUCACCCCUUCAUUGCUGGCCCCUACAACAAGCUGGUGAGUGAGCUCAUGCAGGACACAGGGACACGCAUCAACAUCCCUCCACCCAGCGUCAACAAGACAGAGAUAGUCUUCACAGGAGAAAAGGAGCAGCUAGCCCAGGCCGUGGCUCGUGUUAAGAAGAUCUAUGAGGAGAAGAAAAAGAAGACUACUACCAUUGCAGUGGAGGUGAAGAAGUCCCAGCACAAGUAUGUCAUCGGUCCCAAGGGGAAUUCCCUGCAGGAGAUCUUGGAGAAAACUGGAGUCUCUGUCGAGAUCCCACCCACUGACAGUAGCUCGGAGACGGUGAUACUGCGAGGCGAGCCUGAAAAGCUUGGGCAAGCACUGACUGAAGUCUAUGCAAAGGCCAACAGUUUUACCGUCUCCUCGGUCUCUGCCCCCUCUUGGCUUCAUCGUUUCAUUAUUGGAAAGAAAGGACAAAACCUGGCCAAAAUAACUCAGCAGAUGCCAAAGGUUCACAUCGAAUUCACUGAAGGAGAGGAUAAAAUCACUUUGGAAGGACCUACAGAAGAUGUGAAUGUGGCUCAGGAACAGAUUGAAGUCAUGGUCAAGGAUCUGAUCAACCGGAUGGAUUAUGCAGAAAUCAAUGUUGACCACAAAUUCCACAGACACCUCAUUGGCAAGAAUGGAGCUAACAUUAACAGGAUAAAGGACCUCUACAAGGUGUCUGUGCGCAUUCCCCCGGACAAUGAGAAGAGCAACCUGAUCAGAAUUGAAGGAGACCCACAGGGGGUCCAACAGGCCAAGAAAGAGCUGCUGGAACUCGCUUCCCGUAUGGAAAAUGAACGCACCAAGGACCUAAUCAUUGAGCAGAAAUUCCACCGGACCAUCAUUGGGCAGAAGGGCGAGCGGAUCCGGGAAAUCCGGGAGAAAUUCCCAGAGGUUAUCAUCAACUUCCCAGACCCUGCACACAAAAGCGACAUCGUCCAACUUAGAGGUCCCAAAAAUGAGGUGGAAAAGUGCACCAAGUACAUGCAAAAGAUGGUGGCAGACCUGGUUGAAAACAGCUUUUCUAUUUCUGUCCCCAUCUUCAAACAAUUCCACAAGAACAUCAUAGGGAAAGGAGGUGCCAACAUCAAGAAGAUCCGUGAAGAAAGCAACACCAAAAUUGAUCUCCCAGCAGAGAACAGCAACUCAGAGACAAUUGUUAUCACAGGCAAGAAAGCAAACUGUGAAGCUGCUCGUCACAGAAUUCUUGCCAUCCAGAAAGAGCUAGCCAACAUCACAGAGGUGGAGGUCUCUAUUCCUUCCAAACUGCAUAAUUCCCUCAUUGGAGCCAAAGGCCGCUUCAUCCGCUCCAUCAUGGAGGAGUGUGGUGGAGUCCACAUCCACUUCCCCACUGAGGGCUCUGGCAGUGACACCGUGACCAUCAGGGGCCCAGCCCAGGAUGUGGAGAAAGCCAAGAAACAGCUGCUGCACCUGGCAGAGGAGAAGCAAACCAAGAGUUACACCGUGGACCUCCGUGCAAAGCCAGAGUACCACAAAUUCCUUAUUGGCAAGGGUGGGGGCAACAUCCGUAAGGUCCGUGACAAUACUGGGGCCCGCAUCAUCUUCCCAACUUCAGAUGACAAAGAUCAGGAGCUGAUUACCAUCAUGGGAACUGAGGAGGCUGUGAAAGAAGCUCAGAAGGAGUUGGAGGCUCUCAUCAAGAACCUGGAUAACGUGGUUGAAGACUCGAUGGUGGUUGACCCCAAGCACCACCGCCACUUUGUCAUCCGGAGAGGGCAGGUUCUGCGUGAGAUUGCAGAUGAGUAUGGUGGGGUGAUGGUCAGCUUCCCACGCUCUGGCACCCAGAGUGACAAAGUCACCCUCAAGGGAGCCAAGGACUGUGUGGAGGCAGCCAAGAAACGCAUCCAGGAGAUCAUUGAGGACCUGGAAGCUCAAGUGACAAUCGAAUGCACCAUCCCACAGAAGUUCCACCGCUCCAUUAUGGGCCCAAAAGGAUCCCGGAUCCAGCAGAUCACCCGGGACUAUGGUGUCCAGAUCAAAUUCCCUGACAGGGAGGAGAACUCAGCCCCUGUUGCAGAGCCAGUUGUGCAGGAGAAUGGUGAGGAAGGUGGGGAAGGCAAGGAUGGGAAGGAUGCAGAUCCUAGCUCCCCAAAGAAGUGUGAUAUCAUCAUCAUCUCUGGACGCAGGGAGAAGUGUGAGGCAGCAAAGGAGGCUCUGCAGGCUCUGGUUCCUGUCACCAUUGAGGUGGAAGUUCCCUUUGAUCUUCAUCGUUACAUUAUUGGCCAGAAAGGAAGCGGGAUCCGCAAAAUGAUGGAUGAAUUUGAAGUGAACAUCCAGGUCCCUGCUCCAGAGCUGCAGUCAGAUAUCAUCACCAUUACUGGGCUUGCUACCAACCUGGACCGUGCCAAGGCCGGGCUGCUGGAACGAGUGAAGGAGCUGCAAGCUGAGCAAGAGGAUCGGGCCUUGCGAAGCUUCAAGCUGACAGUGACUGUGGAUCCCAAGUAUCACCCCAAAAUCAUUGGGAGGAAGGGAGCAGUGAUCACCCAGAUCCGCACAGAGCAUGAGGUCAACAUCCAGUUCCCUGACAAGGACGAUGAAAGCCAGGCCCAAGACCAUAUCACCAUCACUGGCUAUGAGAAGAACGCUGAGGCUGCCCGAGAUGCCAUCAUGAAGAUCGUUGGUGAGCUGGAGCAGAUGGUCUCUGAGGAUGUGACUCUGGACCAUCGUGUUCACGCUCGCAUCAUUGGUGCCCGUGGUAAAGCCAUCCGCAAAAUCAUGGAUGAGUUCAAGGUGGAUAUUCGCUUUCCCCAGAGUGGAGCUCCUGACCCCAACUGUGUGACUGUGACAGGACUCCCUGAGAAUGUGGAAGAAGCUAUUGAUCACAUCCUGAACUUGGAGGAGGAAUAUCUUGCAGAUGUGGUGGACAAUGAGGCAAUGCAGGUGUAUAUGAAGCCCUCUUCACAUGAAGAGUCCAAGGCUCCAUCCAAGGGCUUUGUGGUGAGAGAUGCCCCCUGGGCCACUGUCAACAACGAAAAGGCCCCUGAUAUGAGCAGUUCUGAAGACUUCCCCAGCUUUGGGGCUCAAGUGGCCCCCAAGACUCUUCCCUGGGGACCCAAACGAUAAUGACCUGGAAGCAGAAACUCCUCCAGCCCGCUGACCUGACACUAACCUGCCACAAAUACUUCCUGUCUGAAAUCUGACCCAGCGGCUGGAGCACAAGUCAAUUGCCCCAAGAGGUCUCCUAAUGGUGUCUGGAGUGCUAGACCCCAUCCUGCUCCCCUCAGCUAUCACCGUGGCUAAGACCCACCCUCAUCUCUUGAUGGAUAUUCUUUCCUCCUUUGGAAACAAGACUUCCACUCAGAUUCAAACACUAAAUGUGUGUGUUUUUGUUAGAAACUUCAUAAUUGACUCAAAGUGGCUAAGAUUUGCAGCUUCCCAAGCGCUAGCAGAGCAAUCUGCUCUCUUGAGCAUGUCUUACUAGGCAUUCUCGCCUUCAUUAGGAGACCUCCUUUACUGUGGCUAGGAAUCUACUUCCUGUCUCAUGACCUCAGGAAAUAAAUUUCCUUGACUUUCUAAAGCCAAAA
Molecule: messenger RNA, 4536 nt
Organism: Apus apus (common swift)
Lineage: Eukaryota; Metazoa; Chordata; Aves; Apodiformes; Apodidae
Gene: HDLBP
Product: high density lipoprotein binding protein
Exons: 28
Coding region: 272-4075 (1267 amino acids)
Cellular component (GO): cytoplasm; nucleus
Molecular function (GO): mRNA binding
Source: RefSeq, a predicted model, not a curated record